AUGGACGCCCUGGAGCAGCAGCCCGACCCCGACGGCGGGGACGCCCCAGGCCACGAGCCCGGGGGCAGCCCCCAGGACGAGCUGGACUUCUCCAUCCUCUUCGACUAUGACUAUUUGAAUCCCAUCGAAGAAGAACCGAGUGCACAUAAGGCCGUCGGCCCACCCUCCGGACUCCCGUACCCCGAUGAAGUCCUGGACUUUGGCCUCAAGCCAUACAACCCCUUCGCCAGUCUCUCUGGCGAGCCCCCAGGCCGAUUCGGAGAGCCGGAUAGGGUGGGGCCCCAGAACUUUCUGAGCCCGGUCAAGCCAGCGGGGGCCUCGGGCCUGAGCCCUCGGAUCGAGAUCACUCCGUCCCACGAACUGAUGCAGGCAGGGGGGCCCCUCCCCGUGAGAGACUCUGGCCUGCUGGUCGAGCAGCUGCCCGGGCCGGGCACCACCGCCAGCCCGAGGUUCACGCUGCCCGUGCCCGGCUUUGAGGGCUACCGCGAGCCGCUUUGCUUGAGCCCCGCUAGCAGCGGCUCCUCUGCCAGCUUCAUUUCCGACACCUUCUCCCCCUGCACCUCGCCCUGCGUCUCGCCCAAUAACGGCGGGCCCGACGACCUGUGUCCCCAGUUUCAAAACAUCCCUGCUAAUUAUUAUUCCCCCAGAACGUCGCCAAUAAUGUCACCUCGAGCCGGCCUCGCCGAGGACAGCUGUGUGGGCCGCCACUCGCCCGUGCCCCGUCCGGCCUCCCGCUCCUCGUCGCCCGGCGCCAAGCGGAGGCAUUCGUGUGCAGAAGCCUUAGUGAGUCCGCUGCCCGGAGCCUCGCCCCAGCGCUCCCGGAGCCCCUCGCCGCAGCCCCUGCCCCACGCGGCCCCCCAGGACGACGGCGCGCACGCCGGGUACCCACCCACGGCUGGCUCCGCCAUCCUCAUGGACGCCCUGAACAGCCUCGCGGCGGACUCCCCGUGCGGGAUCCCGCCCAAGGUGUGGAAGACCAGCCCCGACCCGUCGCCCGUGCCUGGGGCUCCGGCCAAGGCCGGCCUGGCCCGCCACGUCUACCCGGCCGUGGAGUUCCUGGGGCCCUGCGCGCAGGAGGAGCGGAGGAGCUCGGGGCCCGAGUCCAUCCUGUUCGUGCCCCCGACCUGGCCCAAGCAGCUGGUACCCGCCAUUCCCAUCUGCAGCAUCCCCGUGACGGCGUCUCUCCCUCCACUUGAGUGGCCAUUGUCUAGCCAGUCGGGCUCCUAUGAGCUGCGCAUCGAAGUCCAGCCCAAGCCACAUCACCGGGCGCACUAUGAGACCGAAGGCAGCCGGGGCGCCGUCAAGGCUCCAACGGGCGGUCACCCUGUGGUCCAGCUCCAUGGCUACAUGGAAAACAAGCCCCUGGGGCUCCAGAUCUUCAUUGGGACGGCUGAUGAACGAAUCCUCAAGCCCCAUGCCUUCUAUCAAGUGCACCGGAUCACGGGGAAGACCGUCACCACCACUAGCUACGAGAAGACUGUGGGCAGCACCAAAGUCCUGGAGAUUCCUCUGGAGCCAAAAAACAGCAUGAGGGCCACCAUCGACUGCGCGGGGAUCCUGAAGCUGCGGAACGCCGACAUCGAGCUGCGGAAAGGCGAGACGGACAUCGGGCGGAAGAACACGCGCGUGCGCCUCGUGUUCCGCGUGCACAUCCCAGAGGCCAGCGGCCGCAUCGUCUCCCUGCAAAGCGCCUCCAACCCCAUCGAGUGCUCCCAGCGGUCUGCCCAUGAGCUACCCAUGGUUGAACGACAGGACAUCGACAGCUGCCUGGUGUACGGGGGCCAGCAGAUGAUCCUCACGGGGCAGAACUUCACAGCCGAGUCCAAGGUUGUGUUUACUGAGAAGACCACAGAUGGGCAGCAGAUUUGGGAGAUGGAAGCCACAGUGGACAAAGACAAGAGCCAGCCUAACAUGCUCUUUGUUGAGAUUCCCGAGUACCGGAAUAAGCACGCCCGCGCCUCUGUGAAGGUGAAUUUCUACGUCAUCAACGGGAAGAGGAAACGAAGCCAGCCGCAGCACUUUACCUACCACCCAGUUCCGGCCAUCAAGACGGAGCCCUCGGAUGAGUAUGACCCCACCUUGCUCUGCAGCCCCGCCCACGGCGGCCUGGGAAGUCAGCCUUACUACCCACAGCACCCGAUGGCCGCGGGGUCACCCUCCUGCCUUGUGGCCACCCUGGCUCCCUGCCAGCAGUUCCGUUCGGGGCUCUCGUCCCCCGACGCCUGCUACCAGCAGCAGAAUCCAGCGGCUGUCCUGUACCAGCGCAGCAAGAGCCUGAGCCCCAGCCUGCUGGGCUACCAGCAGCCGGCUCUCAUGACCGCCCCUCUGUCCAUCGCGGACGCCCACCGCUCCGUGCUGGUGCACACGGGCUCCCAGGGCCAGGGCGAAGCCCUGCUGCACCCCACCCCGGCCGCUCAGCAGGCCUCGCCCGUGAUCCACUACUCACCCACCAAUCAGCACCUGCGCUGCGGCAGCCACCAGGAGUUCCAGCGCAUCAUGUGCUGUGAGAAUUUCCCAUCAGGCCCUGUCAGGCCCAGCCAAUCCCCGGCCAGCCAAGGGCAGAGGCUGAGCCCCGGUUCCUACCCCACGGUCAUUCAGCAGCAGAAUGCCAGCAGUCAAAGAGCCGCCAAAAAUGGACCCCCAGUCAGUGACCCAAAGGAAGCAUUGCCCACGGGAGUGACAAUCAAACAGGAGCAGAAUCUGGACCAGACCUACUUGGAUGACGAACUGAUAGACACACACCUUAGCUGGAUACAAAACAUAUUAUGAGACAGAGUGACUGUGCUCUUUGAUCCGAGAAAUCCAAGUCGAAGUUAACGAAAUCAUCAGGAAGGAGUUUUCAAGACCUCCCACCCGAACUCAGACGUAAAAGCAGCCCUGAAGCAAGACACCUUCCGGACCUGACCCUUCACCUCUGCCUCCUGCCCUGCACCCCUCUGACUCAGCGUCCACUGUGGAACAGACGACAUGCUGGUUCCCGCAGACUCUGCAUUCAGGAGCUCGCCACCUCCCUUUGUCAACACCCAAGGGACCGCUUUCUUCAUUCCCCCAAGAGCAUGGUGUUCCAUCCACGUAAGUGCCUUCUGACCAAAGAAACCAGGCAUGCCGGGACGUGCCUGCUAGCUGAGCGGUCACGCCUGGGCGCAUCCAGCUCCUGGACCCUCCGACAGAGCUCUCAAAGCAACCAACCAAAGGAACAGAGCCCAGGAGUCCGGUCCAAACCAAAAAUUCAGAGCUUCAUGUCUACGGACCGCCUAGCCACACACCAGGGUCAUGGCUAAAGCCUGACCACUCAUUCUAAACCAAGACUGGCUGACUCAGAUGUCCUCCCCAGACUUCUCAGCGUUAAGUUAUGACAGUCCUGUGCCUUUAUUUUAUUCUGUCCCCGCUGCAGCCCAACCUUCUCCGUAGAACGACUAAGCAGCUUCAAGUUUAAGCACAUGCAAUGGAUUUUGAGGAGGAAUGGUGGAAGGGCAGGGCUUUAAGUGAGGGCCUGUCUGGGGGUGAAGUGCUUCUUCUAUAGUUGGGUCCAGCCUGCACAGAGCAAGGACUGCUCAGGAUUGGAUCCCCAAGUUUGUCUCAGCUCUGCUUCAGCAUGUCCCGUGCUGUGAUGCCCAGGCCCCCCUGAACUGGGACCCAGCUGUGGGCAUGCCACGGCUCCUUCAUCAGCACCCACAGGGAGCUCCAGACCCUGUGCUGUGCCUUCAAGUUGAUGCCACCCCACACCGACCUGAUCGGGCAGUAGAAGUGCCCCUGGGCCUUCUAGAUUGCCAGCUCUUUCUCCCGUGGAGCCAGGAUUGGCCUGAACCGCUCAUCUGUCAGUUAGCGGGCCACGUGCUUAGUGGUUGUACACAGGGCUCAUAGCACUCCCCACAGACGGUGAUUCCUCGGCCCACCCUGCUGGGCAGGAGGCCUGCGAGGAUGGGGGGUUAGAACUUGCACGGUCGUUGCGGAGCCUUCCGGAGUGCCGGCCGAGAUGUCAGUGUUCCAGACAGAAGCAUUCACCUGUCUGUCAACACCAAGCAUUUCCUUGUGUCCCCUUCCUCCUCCCUCCCCAAGCCCAGAGGAACGCACAAUGCUUUUUUUUUGAGCAAAGCAAUGCCAGCGAGAGCUGACCACUGCUGCAGGAUCUCCAGCACGCUAACUUCCGCCUGGCCCUCCAAGGGCGCUCCUCGCCCAACCACCCGUUCCCGCCAGCGAGGGGCGGCUCCUCCCUCGGCCUGGCCCACAGCCAUCUUUGCACAUGACAAACUCUGGCCCUUCCUCCAUCGCGGCAUGUUCCAGCCAAGUGCCUUCCUGCUUCGUAGUAAAGCCACCCGGCCUCCCUGUCCACAGAGUGAGAAAGGACCAGUGGGUGCAUCUUCUAACCACGCCGCGCCGCCUGGCCGCUCAGGCUCCCACACAGGUCCACGACUGCCGCUCUCAGAGGAAGCAGCUUUGGUCUCAGGACGCACACGGGCCCAGAGAGUGACCAUGGAGACUGUGGAUGUCAGGAAAGCAUCGUCAGUUACAAAUGGCAGGCUGUCGCCUGGGUUUGAAGGAUUUCGUGGGGGCAGGGCAUGGGUUAUCUAUCCCAAGUAAACCCAAAGCCCGGCGGCCAGAAACCUGCCCUGGGGCUGAAUGCUGGCUGCCUGGGACAUUCCCAGGUCUUCCUGUGUACUAAUGCUGCUGCUUGGUCUUAUAUAACAGCCAUCCCAACGGACAGACGCGCGGUGAUGGAACGUUUAUAGUCUUAGCUGCAUGUGUAUGCUCUUUACUCUGCCCUGCUGGAGUCAGAACAUAUUUAUAAACGGCCAGAAUGUUCUUCCCCAGUGCCUCUCUCUCUACAUAUAUGUUGAUCUUAAGAGAAACAAUGUAUUCUGCAACAUUUUUGUUACUAAGAAAACAACUUGGAGCUGACUUGCUGGGUACCCGUCGCCCAGCAUCGGGGGUGGGGUUGAUAAAGAAGUAGGCCCCCUCUUGUUUUUUGUUUGAGGGUGAUGCUGCCUCCCUUCAUUCAGCCUAUGACUGAAGGGAUUUGUGUUGUAAGGUGUAGAACUGCCCCAUCCCACCCCACCCCAAAGCAACCCAGGAUAAUUUGAUUUUUCACCGACACCUCUACUUGUGAUGAGAUUCCAAGUGAGUGCCAGGUAUGUCUUUGAAGUGUCCUCCACAGCAGCAGGGUGGACCUCUUCUCGUGGACCCUCCGCCGCUGGCCAUCCGGCAGAACAGAACGGAAAGCUGGUGUGUUCUGACGGCUGCUCCCUAUUGAAGGGAGGCGACAUGUCGCCUUUCCAAGUGCUCUCCAUUGUUCCAAAUGGAAAACCCGGCAGGAGGCCACUUCCCGCCGCUGUUCAUUUUUUGAGUUUACUAGGAGGCCACGUGGGCUGUGACACUCAACCAGCUGGGGUUCCCUGCCCUCCGAUGCACUCUUAUGGGCCGCCUCUUAGCCUCGGGGCUGGAAGUCUCACGGAACCAAACCAGGGCCUUCAGCCGUGACCCUCAACAUACCUCCUGUGACCGCAGUGCCUUGAGUGGGAGCCAACCUCUCGGCCUAACACAAACCUUCCUAGUGGCUGGUGAGCGAGAGAGACGCCCCCUCAGAAAAUGCGGUGCGGUUACUGGACGUGAGAGGUGGAACCAUCUCCCCAGAAUGACAUCCGCAGGGGAGAGGGGGUGGGGGUCUGUGGCCUUGGGGACCAUUAACUUAGCAUCUUGGCCAGCUUGUCAAAGAACCUCACGCGCCCCCAUCACCUCUGCAGUCCCCUUCCUGGGGAGAGAAUGGUGGGUGACCCUUGUGGGGUAUGGGUAUGGAUGUGGGUUUGCCACCCCCCCACCCCACCAACUGUUACAAGGCAUUUGAAUACAUCACAUUCCCAUGAAAAGCGUUUUUCCCCUCCAGUGUAAUGCAGUUUAUUUUUGCUACCUGUAAAGUAUUUUUAUACGGCUUGUAUCGUGAUAGUUGAGCAAUAAACCCGUUGGAAGCA
Messenger RNA from Echinops telfairi (small Madagascar hedgehog), 5966 nucleotides. RefSeq names its product nuclear factor of activated T cells 2 (gene NFATC2). NCBI's taxonomy places the organism in Eukaryota, Metazoa, Chordata, Mammalia, Afrosoricida, Tenrecidae. Gene Ontology annotation, biological process: calcineurin-NFAT signaling cascade; cytokine production; regulation of transcription by RNA polymerase II. Gene Ontology annotation, cellular component: transcription regulator complex. Gene Ontology annotation, molecular function: transcription factor binding; RNA polymerase II cis-regulatory region sequence-specific DNA binding; DNA-binding transcription factor activity, RNA polymerase II-specific. The transcript has 11 exons. The record is from RefSeq and is a predicted model, not a curated record. The coding region runs from base 1 to 2769 and encodes 922 amino acids.